Messenger RNA from Olea europaea var. sylvestris, 1177 nucleotides. RefSeq names its product beta-glucosidase-like. The coding region runs from base 289 to 1008 and encodes 239 amino acids. NCBI's taxonomy places the organism in Eukaryota, Viridiplantae, Streptophyta, Magnoliopsida, Lamiales, Oleaceae. Gene Ontology annotation, molecular function: beta-glucosidase activity. The transcript has 7 exons. The record is from RefSeq and is a predicted model, not a curated record. Gene Ontology annotation, biological process: carbohydrate metabolic process.
UUUCCCCCUGGUCGUGGUUCAACUUCAACAGAGCCCGUAAAGGCUAUCCCUCGUCAUAGAUGUAAAGUUGAUGCUUUAACUAGUUGCUCCAACGGAAAUCCGGGAACAGAACCAUAUAUUGUGGGACACCAUUUGAUCCUUUCUCAUGCAGCAGCAGUUGAUAUUUACAAGCAAAGAUAUCAGGCACAUCAAGGAGGCAAGAUAGGAGUAACAAAUGUGGCUCAGUGGUAUGAGCCACUCACUGACACCAUAGCUGAUAAAGAGGCUGCUUCGAGGGGCCUCGAUUUUAUGUUGGGCUGGUUCGUAGGACCUGUAGUAACUGGUGACUACCCGCCAGUUAUGAGAAAAUUAGUUGGAGACCGUCUUCCCCAAUUUACACAAGAACAAGCUAAGUUGGUGAAAGGGUCUUAUGAUUUUCUAGGCAUAAAUUAUUACACUAGUUCUUAUGCUAGCAAUUCACCUAGCGAACCUGGUACAUCACCUAGUUAUUCGAAUGAUCAAGAUAUUGCAGUAUCGAGUGAACGUGAUGGGAUACCUAUUGGUCCUAAGGGCGGUUCAGAUUGGUUGUAUAUUGUUCCAUAUGGGAUUUACAAGCUGUUGAUUCAUCUAAAGGAAACAUAUAAAAAUCCUGUCAUUUACAUUACUGAGAAUGGGGUGGAUGAAGAGAACAAUACGGCCCUAACAAUUUCAGAAGCUCGAUUAGAUGAGACGAGGAUUAGAUAUCACCAAGACCAUCUCUUUUACAUUAAGAAAGCGAUGGAUGAAGGCGUAGAUGUGAAGGCUUACUACAUAUGGUCAAUGUUUGACAACUUUGAAUGGGGCGCAGGAUACAGUGUUAGAUUUGGCCUUUUUUAUGUAGAUUUCGUGAAUGGCCGUUUCACAAGAUUUCCAAAAGCCUCUGCUGUAUGGUUGACGAAUUUCUUGAACAAAAAGCGAAAUACAUUAAAGCGGCAAGCUCAAGAAAAUGAAGAAGUGUAUGGCUCAGUGAAAAGGCUAAGAAGCACUUAAAUGUAAAAUUAAUCUGGUCAUAUUCCAUUGUAAAUUUGUCUGGUCCUGCACUUCAUUUGAAUGCUCCAUUCAUGCGUUUUUCUUCAUUUUUGCCUAUUGUUGAGGCAUUUAUGUUGCAAUUAUCAAUUUUUUAUAUUUAAAAUAAAUGUAAUUCUAUUGUCUUUUUCUA